AUGGAACGACCCGUGAGUCCCUCGAAUUCCGAUGUAUUCGACGUGAGUGACUCGUUGGCACCAUCACGGGUCAACAAAGUCGCGAGCACCACUACUCUGACUUUUGACGGACUCUUGAAAGAUCCUCUUCAACUCAAGGAAGACCUGAAGGAUGGCUGCGGCGGCCAAUUAUGGCCGGCUGGGAUCUUUCUGGUUAAAUAUCUGCUGGGUCAACACUCCUUAGACCUGUCCGGUAAAUCCAUCGUGGAACUUGGUGCCGGUGGUGGACUCGUCGGUCUUGCAGUCGCUCGCGGGUGCCAAGCGGCAUGGCCGAUCCAUAUUACCGACCAACGGCCGAUGUUCUCGCUGAUGGAGGACAACAUCAAACUUAACCAGCUCCAAUCCACCGUGACUGCUUCAAUAUUGAACUGGGGAGAGCCCAUUCCGGAUCAUCUGCCAUCGAAGCCCGAUGUGAUCCUUGCCGCCGACUGCGUCUACUUCGAGCCCGCAUUUCCCCUCCUUAUCACGACGCUCCAAGACCUCCUGGGCCCUGAUUCGGUGUGCUAUUUCUGCUUCAAGCGGCGAAGAAGAGCGGACCUCCGAUUCAUAAGGAUGGCCAAGAAGGUCUUCGAGUUUGAGGAGAUCCGUGAUGACCCGAGCGCUACAACGUAUAACCGGGAUAACAUAUUCAUUUACACCAUUCGGCCCAAGCGCACCAAGAACUAAAGAAUCAUUCGAUGGCCCGGAAGAAAGAGGGUGUGGAACGCACUAAAUGCAGACAUGAUGUAUUAUGCAAGCGACAGACUAAUGAUCUUUACAUUUGGGCUAGAC
This is a messenger RNA of Penicillium cinerascens, 810 nucleotides long. RefSeq lists its product as uncharacterized. The record is from RefSeq and is a predicted model, not a curated record. The transcript is spliced from 2 exons. NCBI's taxonomy places the organism in Eukaryota, Fungi, Ascomycota, Eurotiomycetes, Eurotiales, Aspergillaceae. Bases 1 to 705 code for a protein of 234 amino acids.